Molecule: messenger RNA, 1534 nt
Organism: Octopus sinensis (East Asian common octopus)
Lineage: Eukaryota; Metazoa; Mollusca; Cephalopoda; Octopoda; Octopodidae
Exons: 1
Coding region: 41-1534 (497 amino acids)
Biological process (GO): DNA integration; DNA recombination
Molecular function (GO): DNA binding
Source: RefSeq, a predicted model, not a curated record
UCGUCGAUACUCUUGCAGUGCAGGUAGAUCUAUCAACAAGAUGGCUACUGUUGUCGAUAUCAAGGUGAAUGAUUUUGUUAAGAUUGAUGGUAAAGAUGGGGGAAGAGUGUUAUCCGUUGUUCAACCUCUUGGAACAUACAGAAUGUUCAAUGUGAAGAUCAAUACUGGCCAAGUUCGACAUGUUGCUGGAUACAGGUUAACAAAGGUACCUGAAACAGUGUCAUCGACGAGUGGAUUGUCAUCGAACCCUACAUUUAACAUCCCUGAUGAGGUGUACAAUGAUCUUCUUCGUGACGAUUUCUUUGAUGAUAGCCAUAAUGAUCUUGAAUUUCAACCGAGGUAUGAUCAUUCUGGAAUAGAUAAAUUCGUUCAAGGUAAUCAAAAUAAAAACACUCUUCGGAAAACAAACUAUGAUGUUAAACGAUUGUUUGCUUUCAUGGCGACAAAUGGCGACACGCGUCCAAUUGAAUCUAUCGACAAAAGCGAACUUUGUGACAUUCUGUGUACUUUCUUUAUCUCGUUACGAAACCCGGACGGUAGCAACUAUGAACCUUCAUCUUUGAGGGGAAUGUUAUCCAGUAUUGAAAGAUAUCUGAAGUCAAAACACUACUCGACGUCACUAUUCUCGGACGGGACAUUCGUGAAACUACAUGACGUACUAAAAACAAAGCAAAAGCUGUUGAAAAGUGAAGGAAUGGGAAACCUACCUCGACGCGCGGAAUCUCUCUCCGACGAUGAUAUCAACAAGCUAUGGGAAUGUGACCAGCUCUUUCCGAACACACCUGAAUCCAUCCUCAACACGCUAUGGUGGAACAACACCGUUCACUUUGGUAUCCGGAGUGUCAAACCUCACAACGGCAUGCGAUGGGGCGACGUUUCUUUGCAUGUUGACAAUGAAGGCAAGGAAUUCCUUCAGUUUAGGGAGCGACAGUCCAAAACUUAUCAAGGUGAUAAUCUCGACCAUGCACGUAACAUAUACCCAAAAGCAUGGGCGACGAAUGAUGAGCGUUGUCCAGUUAACCUGUACAAGCGUUUUGCUGAUCUGAGACCAUCAGAUUAUUCAUCGCCGGAUUCACCAUUUUAUUUGGCCACCAACUGCAAAGAUGCCUCCCAUUCUCAUCCCUGGUUUAAACGUCAACCGGUCGGUGUCAACAAACUAGGUACAAUUAUGAAAAGGAUGGCUAAAUCAGCUGGUUUGGACAAUCGAAGAUUCACGAACCAUUCAGCACGCAAAUACCUUGUGCAGAAGCUCGCUGACCAGAACAUUCCUCCAACUGAAAUCAUGCAGAUAUCUGGACAUCGUAAUGUGCAAAGCAUCAAUAGUUACAGCAAUAUUUCCAUGGAUCGUCAUCGUGCCAUCAGUAACAUCCUUAGUAGCAACAACGACCAGCCUGGUUCGCUUGUACCUCCGUCACACAUAGCAGCAGCGAGUGCAAGUGAACUCCCCUCCACCGUCAACGUUACGUCGAGUCAAUCUCGGAACGCUGUCACUUGCUUUGGUUCAUUGCACUCCAUUUUCUUGGCUCCAAUAUAA